GGGGGGGGGGGGGCUUGGAAAAAAAAUCACGACCAAGAAAAAAAAGCGCUAGAGAAUAUGAAAGAAAAGGAAAUAGAGCAAGGGCGUGGGCUGGUUUGGGAAUGGGGAGGUGCACAUCGUGGGGAGGUGGAACUAAAGUGGUAUGGAGCGGGGUGCACAUUUUCAGCUGUUGAAAGCAGAAGAAGGGGUACAAAUUUCGUUUUGCUUGCCCGUGUCGGAACUCCUCUGCCUCAGCGGGAGGGUACCGGUGCACCCCCUCCCAGCCUACGCCCUUGUAGAGAAGAGUGAAAUGUGAUAUUACUUUCUGAAUAUUAAGUUAAAUCUAUAACGAAAUUUGAUUUUUGUAAUAAAAUAUCGACAUUUUUGCUCGCUCGCUCGCGAUACGCCAUAUGUAGCACCCGCAAACUUUUUGGCUCAUUACGCCACUGCAAUACCAUAUUUCGCCCAGGGGCCAUUUUGUGUUUUAACAACACCCGGCUGGAUCCGCGCCUAACCCCUUAAGGUCCUCGAUCCAACUUACCAUUUCGAUUUUCCCAAUGAACAAUAAACACGCAAUUUUCUUUUAAAUGUGUGUUCAUAUUCAAAGUCACGCAUCGUAAGCCCGGUGAAUUAAUAUUUGACAACUGUGUAAAUGUUUGAAGAUUUCGAACCAACUAUUGUUCGCAACCCUCGAUACAUGCAGUUUAGUUUGUGUUGAUUUUCGAACUGAAGCAAGGCACCUACUGAGUAUAUAGCCAAGUUCGCGCAUUCCCAUCAGGCAGUGAAGGGUUUCAAUCCAAAUUCAUGUAGUGAAGUUAGUAGAAAGAUUGUGCCAUAUGUGAAUAUUUUGUCUAUCUGUAUACCGUAUAGCCUACAGUGUUCGAGGUACACUUCACAUAUGGCCCUGACCAUAAUAACACUACCAAUAUAGGCCCACAUUUGGAUGUAUUAUAACUUUUUAAGAAAUGGCGCGAAAUUUUCUCCUGGUUGUCGUCUGCUUGCUCGCUGUUGGCGAUCUCCGUAUAAAUAACAUUGGGAUGAUGUCGGAGGCUCGUCAGUUCGGCUGGAAGGAAUGGUGGAAGAACACGAUUAUUUAUCAGAUCUACCCAAGAUCUUUCAUGGACUCCGAUGGCGAUGGUGUUGGUGACCUUAAAGGAAUAACAAGCCGCCUCCAAUAUUUCGUCGACAUCGAUGUAGGAGCGAUAUGGAUCAGUCCAUUCUUCCGGUCCCCUUUCGCCGACUUCGGAUAUGAUAUAUCUGAUUUCAAGGACAUCGAUCCGGUCUUUGGAACCCUCGAUGACUACGACGAAUUGAUUAAGGAAGCACAUCGAUUAGGAAUCAAAGUGAUCUUGGAUUUCGUACCAAACCACUCGAGCGACCAGCAUCCUUGGUUUUUAGAAAGUAGAAAGAGUCGGGACUACCAGAACCCAUAUCGGGACUAUUACAUUUGGAAAGACCCGAAAGCUGGUUGUAGUUCGGAUGACCCUCGGGAAUGUUUGCCUAACAAUUGGAUCAGUGUUUUCGGAGGCUCAGUAUGGGAGUGGGGUGAGGAAAGACAGCAAUUUUACAUGCAUGCUUUCCUGAAAGAACAACCUGAUCUAAACUACAUUGACGGUGUGGUCAGAGAUGAAAUGAAGGAUGUAGUUCGUUUCUGGAUGGAGAGAGGUGCAGACGGUCUCCGAGUGGAUGCUGUAGCCCAACUCAUUGAAGAUCAUUUUAUGAGGGAUGAACCUCCUGAUCCAGCAUAUAAACCAACUGGCAAAGAAACCAGGCCCCAGUGGUUUAGUCUCCUUCACAACUACACGUUCAAUCACCCCGAGCACCACAUUUCUAUUAAAUCCUGGAGAUCUGAUGUCAUGGAUAAAUACAGCAUUGAGCCUAAUUACAGAUUCAUGAUGACCGAAACUUACGAUGACCCUGCUAACCUUCUCGACUAUUACGGCACCGUGGACGAACCGGAGGCCGACUUCCCUUUCAACUUCCAGCUGAUCAGUCUGAACGCAGACAACCUCUCAGGAACCAAGGUCUUUCAACUGGUAGAUGACUGGAUGAAGGUUACCACAGGGGACAAGUGGCCCAACUGGGUGAUCGGCAACCAUGAUAAUUUCCGAGCUGGGCACAGACUGGGCAAACAGUUUGCCCGUGCUGCCAAUGUACUGAACCUUCUUCUACCAGGUACACCAACCUCUUACUACGGUGAGGAGCUGGGCAUGGAACACAUCAGUGUCACCUUUGAAGAGACACAGGAUCCUUGGGGCAAAAACAACCCGUGUUGCUGGGAGACCUACUCACGUGACCCUGAGCGUUCGCCUAUGCAGUGGAAUACGGAGAAAAAUGCUGGUUUCAGUACUGCAAAGAAGACUUGGCUGCCGGUCCAUCAAAAUUACUUGACUGGAAUGAACGUAGAGUCGCAACUCAAGGACCCGAAAUCGAUGCUAAAUCUCUACAAGUCCCUCACGAAAAUCCGCAAGGUCCGCCCAGCCUUCCACACCAACACUCUCCAGUAUUCCGUUGUCAACGAGAACAUCUUCUCUUUCCUGCGGGCACCAGCCGCCGACGAAUCGCAGUACCCGUCUUAUCUGGUGGCCAUAAACUUCGGCAAGAGCGGCCCCGUGAUUGGUGAUUACGCUGGAGCACUUCGGACCAAUGGCGUGACGCUAGCGGCGAAUGUGGGCGUGGUGGAAAUAAGCUCGAACAUGGAUAGGAAUGGAGAGAAAGUGAUGCUGAACUCUAUUGAGCUUCAGUCUGGUGAAGCACUGAUUGUUCGUAUUGGAGAAGACAGGGAUGAAUUAUAAAUACAUGCCAGUUCUUAUCAACUACUGUAAAUGAAAUUAUAAUGAUAGCAAACUGAAUGUGCCAAGUGCAAAAAGAAAUAAUAUACAUGUGUAUAUAUUGGUUUUAUGUAAAUGAAGCAUUGAGAUUAUAUUCUGAUUACGGAUUCAGUUACAUGUAUAUGAAUUUUAACAGCGGACUGGGGCUGGUAAAGGUUUUAAGAAGAAUGAAAACUUUGGGGGGAUAGAUUUCAAUGAAAAGAGAGAAUAGAGAAAAUCAAUAUAGUGCCAUCAAAAUAAAGGUUGAAAGUAUCAAUUCAUCGUCUGUGGCGACCUUAAAAUUUGCAAAUUUACUUCAAAGUGACAGGCUUAGUGUAUGGUUUUUUUUACACAAAUUCCUUAUUUCCUCUAUUAUUAAUCAAGGUGCAACUUGUCUCCUUCAUAACUAAAAGAUGUAGUGGACAAUCUUUAUAGAAAAGCAUCUGAUUUUAUGUACACACCAUCAUUGCAAACUGUAUCACUUGUUGGAACAUUGCCAAUUUGAGGGUCAGCAUAGUAUGACUGAAGAUUUUUCAUACUUCAAUUUCUGUUCUCAAAUGGUGAUACUGAAAAAAUUAUCUUUUAUUAUCUUUUUUUUUACAUAUUUUUUUUUUUGGAGGGGAGAGAGUCGGGUUUUUCUCUCUCUUUUCAUCAAAAUCAAUAUUUUUCAAGUGCUAUAUUCUUAUUUGAGGCACACAUAUGAUUAGCGUAAUUCUAUUCUUGAUUUACCAUGGAGAAAUCAGAUGAAAAAAAUAUUAGGAUAGUAUACAGGUACUUCAAGAUCAACUUUUUAUCUAGCGCCAUCUCGUGAUCAUAAUGUACAAGGAUAUACACUGUAGUUUGAUUCCAUUUCAAUUUCUGAAAUAUUUUUUUAUUUUUAAUUGAUAUAUUGCACUAAACUAUAGACCUAUCUAUGCAGGUGAUCUUGAAUAUUAAACAAUUAAGUUGUGCAAUUUUCAGAAAUCAA
This is a messenger RNA of Lytechinus pictus (painted urchin), 3756 nucleotides long. Its product is annotated as probable maltase. The record is from RefSeq and is a predicted model, not a curated record. Gene Ontology annotation, biological process: carbohydrate metabolic process; amino acid transport. The transcript has 10 exons. NCBI's taxonomy places the organism in Eukaryota, Metazoa, Echinodermata, Echinoidea, Temnopleuroida, Toxopneustidae. The coding region runs from base 945 to 2774 and encodes 609 amino acids.